GCCUGAUCAUCGCAGACAUGCUCUAUGAACGGCUGCGCGAUUUACCAGAAGGUGAUCUUUCAAGGGUUCGCGCCAAUUUGGUACGGCAAGACACGCUCCAUCAAUUGGCGCUGGAACUUGGGCUACCUGAAGUGUUGCGAUUGGGCGAGGGUGAAUCUAAAUCGGGUGGGCAAAAGCGGCCUUCUAUAUUGGCCGAUACCUUAGAGGCCAUCAUAGGUGCCGUCUACUUGGAUGCCGGCUUUCAGAUUGCAAAAACUUUGGUGUUGCGACUUUUCCAAAAAGUUGAUGUCAAUCCCCGAAUGCAAGCCAUUGGCAAAGACGCCAAAACCGAGUUGCAAGAAUGGUUGCAAGGACGAAAGAUGAAGCUGCCAGUCUACAGAAUCGUAGACACCAUAGGUGCCGCUCAUCAACAAACGUUUGAGGUUGAAUGUGAAAUUGCUGAAUUGAAACUCAGCGAACGUGGCAUGGGUACAUCGCGACGCAAUGCGGAACAAUCGGCAGCAACGAUGAUGUUGCAG
Molecule: messenger RNA, 518 nt
Organism: Darwinula stevensoni
Lineage: Eukaryota; Metazoa; Arthropoda; Ostracoda; Podocopida; Darwinulidae
Source: the annotation of a GenBank genome assembly